AUGGAAGGAAAGUGGUCUUCCACAGAAAUUGGUGGUGGUGGUGAUAACCUUCAGAAUGCACAACACAAAAGGAGGAAUGAUUCUGCUUCUGAUUCAUCAACAUCAAGAUGCAUCCACCAGCCUCUUAAGAACCUUGUCUCUAAUUCAUCAGUCUCCCUGGAUUUAAGUAGAAAGGAUCUCCAGUAUCUAACUGAGGAUAUAUACAAGUUAUUUAAUCUUAAACAUCUGCAUUUGGAAGGAAAUGCCCUGACUGUAAUUCCUGAGGAUUUCUUUCAGCAUCUGCCAAAGCUUGUUUGGCUAGAUCUGCGGUACAAUGAAUUUACAGAGCUUCCCCCUGGAAUUGGAUGCCAUAAGCAGUUGAAAACUCUGCUGUUAGAAAGAAAUCCUAUUAAAAGACUGCCUGUUGAACUUGGUAAUGUCAUUUCACUUACAGCCUUGAAUCUCAGACAUUGUCCACUGGAGUUUCCACCUCCUGAAGUGAUACAGAAAGGUCUUCCAGUUAUUAUAUCCUUCCUUCAAAAAUGCCGUAAUGCUGACUAUACAGAACCUGUUACACCAGACCUGCCUUCUCCACUAGAACAAGAAGCAAAGGCCAUUGUUAGAGAAUACAAGAGAAAAUGUGACCGACCGCCAGAUCGUAGGAAAGCUUUCAACGAUUUGUGGAAACAGAUAAGCUUUCUUAAAAUGGCUCCUGUUGAAAAGUUAAACUUGACAGACUUCAUGAAAUCCAGUUUGGAUUUGUCUGAUGGAUGGCCUAAUGAAGAGGAAAUGAUACGAUUUCAGAAACUUAGGGAUGAACUUAUACAAGAUGAAAGAGAAGAGUAUCUGAAUAACAAAAUGGCAGCCAAUGAAUCCAUGCCUCUACUUACAAGAACCAGGACUAACGAGCGCAUCUCUCAUAAAUCCUCCAUGGUUACAAACUGGGGCAAGAAGAGUCUGUUUCCUGCAGCUUCAUCCUAUGAUCUGGUCAUUCAGAGUAAGAGAACUGAAGAGUAUAGACUGGCAGCACUAAAGGAUAUGAAGAUGAAGCAAGCUUUGAUUGAACAGCAGAGAAAAGAUAAAGAAGUGCUUCAGAAAUGGAGAAAACAGACUAAGAUGAUGAAAGAAAAGAAAGAUAUAUUGUAUACAUUUAUACCUGACAAAGGAGACAUGGUGGUUUCACAAAAUGCACCUUAUGCUACUGAAAAUGCCAAGUAUCAUGACAAAUUAAAAGGCUGGAAAGAACCAACCAAACAAGAUGACCACAAAGAGGCGACUAUAAAUAUAAACUCAGUGAGGAUGAUGGAUGAUAUAAGAGCUGCCAAAUACAAGGAACUGGAAAACCGCAUUAAGCAGCACACAGAAAUGCUGAAAGAAAGAAGAAAAGGGUUAACAGAAAUGACACACCUAGAAGCUAUGGAGGAAGCACAUCAAGACUUUGAAACUGCUCAAAAUCUUGAGGAGGAGCUAGUCGACAUGCGAAAAGACCUUCACAAGGAAUACCGUUUUACUGCCUUCACAGGAGAUCUAUUGCCUCCAGCAGAGAAUCCACCACCAACACCUAAACCUCAAAAUAUAUUUUCAACCAUGACAUUUUAA
This is a messenger RNA of Varanus komodoensis (Komodo dragon), 1578 nucleotides long. RefSeq names its product leucine rich repeat containing 27 (gene LRRC27). The transcript is spliced from 11 exons. NCBI's taxonomy places the organism in Eukaryota, Metazoa, Chordata, Lepidosauria, Squamata, Varanidae. The record is from RefSeq and is a predicted model, not a curated record. Gene Ontology annotation, molecular function: protein binding. The coding region runs from base 1 to 1578 and encodes 525 amino acids.